GUCAAUGUUGGGUGUGUGCCAAAGAAGGUGAUGUGGAACGCGGCGGUCCAUGCGGAGUUCAUCCACGAUCACGCCGACUACGGCUUUGAAACUCCCAGCGUCAAGUUCAACUGGAAAACAAUUAAAGAGAAGCGUGAUGCUUACGUGAGGCGCCUGAACGAGAUCUAUGAGAAUAAUGUAAAGAAGGCUCACAUCGACAUCAUUCGGGGCUAUGGCAAGUUCACCGCCGAUCCCAAGCCUACCAUCGAAGUGGACGGGAAGAAGUACACGGCUCCUCACAUCCUGAUAGCCACGGGUGGGCGCCCAGCCGUCCCUCCUGACAGCAAAAUUCCUGGUGCCAGUCUGGGGAUAACCAGCGAUGGCUUCUUUGACCUGGAGGAGCUGCCCAGGCGCAGCGUUAUCGUCGGUGCCGGCUACAUCGCCGUGGAAAUCGCAGGGAUCCUUUCCACGCUGGGCUCCAAGUCAUCCCUGCUGAUCCGCCACGACAAGGUCCUGAGGACCUUCGACUCCAUGAUCAGUUCAAACUGCACCCAGGAGCUGGAGAACACUGGGGUGGAUGUCUGGAAGCACACACAGGUCAAGAUGGUCACCAAGUCCUCUCAUGGGCUGCUGGAUGUGACAGUGACCUCCUCGGUGCCUGGCCACAAGCCAACUGAGGGAACGAUCCAGGAUGUUGACUGCCUGCUGUGGGCCGUGGGGCGGAGGCCCAACACUGAGGAGCUGUGCCUGGACCAAGUGGGCGUGCAGGUGGACGCCAAGGGCCAUGUGGUGGUGGAUGAGUACCAGAACACCACCAGGAGAGGGAUCUACGCCGUCGGGGAUGUCUGCGGGAGAGCCCUCCUCACCCCAGUGGCCAUUGCUGCUGGCAGAAAGCUGGCCCACAGGCUCUUUGAGGACAAGCCCGACUCCCGUCUGGACUACCAUGACAUCCCCACCGUCGUCUUCAGCCACCCGCCCAUCGGCACCGUGGGCCUCACCGAAGAUGAAGCCGUGGCCACGCACGGAAGGGAGAAUGUAAAGAUCUACAGCACGUCCUUCACCCCCUUGUACCACGCCAUCACCCAGAGGAAGGUUAAAUGCGUCAUGAAGCUGGUGUGUGUUGGCAAGGAGGAGAAGGUGGUGGGAUUGCACAUGCAAGGGCUGGGCUGCGACGAAAUGCUGCAGGGCUUUGCUGUGGCCAUCAAAAUGGGGGCCACCAAGGCUGACCUGGACAACACCGUCGCCAUUCACCCCACUUCUGCUGAAGAGCUGGUGACGAUGCGCUGA
Leptosomus discolor (cuckoo roller) is the source of this 1266-nucleotide messenger RNA. Lineage: Eukaryota; Metazoa; Chordata; Aves; Leptosomiformes; Leptosomidae. The record is from RefSeq and is a predicted model, not a curated record.